Cotesia glomerata is the source of this 1701-nucleotide messenger RNA. RefSeq lists its product as uncharacterized. Bases 1 to 1701 code for a protein of 566 amino acids. The record is from RefSeq and is a predicted model, not a curated record. Lineage: Eukaryota; Metazoa; Arthropoda; Insecta; Hymenoptera; Braconidae. The transcript has a single exon.
AUGGCAUCGAGCAUUGAUAAGCUAGCAUCCAACCUUACCGAUAAUGACAAAAGCAUUACUCAAAAAUAUUAUAAAAAUAUUGAUGAGUUCAAAUUAGUUACCCGCAAAGGUGUAUUUCCUUAUGAAUAUAUUGACUCAAUCGAUAAAUUAAACUAUGAUCGUUUACCAGAAAAAAAUAAAUUUUACUCGAAACUUAAUGAUGACAAUAUUUCUGAUGCGGAUUAUCAACAUGCUCAACAUGUAUGGGAUAAGUUUAACAUAAAAACUUUAGGUGAAUAUUCGGAUCUAUACUUAAAAACUGAUGUAUUGUUACUUGCGGAUAUUUUCGAGAAUUUCCGUUAUAAUUGUUAUAAGACCUAUGAAUUAGAUCCAGCACAUUAUUAUACAAUUCCUGGAUUAGCUUUCGAUGCGAUGCUAAAGCAUACGGGUGUUAAAUUAGACUUAUUAGAUGAUGCUGAAAUUAUACUUUUCUUUGAGAAAGGUAUUCGAGGAGGUGUUUCACAGUGUACAAACCGAUAUGCUAAAGCAAAUAAUCGAUUUAUGGGUCAAAAUUUCAAUAAAAAUGAUCCAGAGUCUUAUAUAAUGUAUUAUGAUGUGAAUAAUUUAUAUGGAGCUGCGAUGUGCUCUUCUCUACCAUAUGGAUCUUUUGAGUGGGUUGAAGAUUCAGAAUUCGAGAAUGUUAAUAAUGUAAAUAACUUUUUGAAUGAUAAUGAUGAUGUAGGAUACAUUUUAGAGGUAGAUUUAGAUUACCCACUUGAACUUCAUGAUAACCAUAAAGAUUUACCAUUAUGUCCCGAACAUUUCAUUCCACCGGGAAGCAAACAAUCCAAAUUAGCUACAACACUUUAUUCAAAGAAAAAAUAUGUCAUUCAUUAUAAGAAUUUGAAGCAAAGUCUUGAGUUAGGUUUGAAGCUUGUAAAAAUCCAUCGAGUUUUGCGAUUCAGACAGUCAGAAUGGCUUAAACCAUAUAUUGAAAAAAAUACUGACUGUCGAAAAUUAGCAAAAAAUGACUUUGAGAAAGAUUUUUAUAAGCUUAUGAAUAAUGCUGUAUUCGGUAAGACGAUGGAAAAUGUUAGGAAACAUAAAGAUGUAAAAAUGACUAGUAAAUGGCUUGGAAGAUAUGGAGCAAUAAAUAUGAUUUCAUCUCCAAACUUUCAUAGCUUCAUGAUUUUCAAUGAAAACUUGGUUAUUAUUGAGUUAAACAAAGUUAAUGUAUAUUUCAAUAAGCCGAUAUAUAUUGGUUUUAGUAUUUUAGAUUUAUCAAAAACAUAUAUUUAUGAUUUUCAUUAUAACUAUAUAAGAGAAAAGUUUAGUGGUGAUAAAUCAAAAUUACUAUAUACAGAUACCGAUAGUUUAAUAUAUCAAUUUAAUAUACCUAAUGUAUAUGAACAUAUCAAGCAAGAUAUAGAUAGAUUUGAUACCUCAGACUAUCCUCAUGAUAAUAUUUACAAUAUACCAUUAAAAAAUAAAAAAGUAUUAGGUCUCAUGAAAGAUGAGAACAAUGGUAAAAUUAUGACUGAGUUUGUUGGUUUAAGAGCUAAGCUCUAUGCUUAUAAAGUUCCUGAUUGUUCUAAGCCUGCAGAUAGAAUUAAAAAGAGAGCAAAAGGUGUUAAAGGUGCAGUUGUACGGAAAAUUAAGUUUGAUGAUUAUAAAGAUUAUAAAGAGUGUCUAAUGAAUCAUAUUAACAUUAGACGUCAUUAA